This is a messenger RNA of Pygoscelis adeliae (Adelie penguin), 1140 nucleotides long. RefSeq names its product neural proliferation, differentiation and control, 1 (gene NPDC1). The record is from RefSeq and is a predicted model, not a curated record. The transcript has 12 exons. Gene Ontology annotation, cellular component: membrane. Lineage: Eukaryota; Metazoa; Chordata; Aves; Sphenisciformes; Spheniscidae. The coding region runs from base 1 to 1140 and encodes 379 amino acids.
AUGAAGUGGGGGAAAGGUCUCACCAGCUGUGGCCUGGUUGAUACGGACUAUGCCAGCCACACCACUCUCCUCAGCGACCGGCAAUACCAGGGGCUGACCAUCUCAGUGCUGUUCCUCUACACAGUGUCGUGUCCCCGGAGCCUGGACUGUGCCCUGCAGCGCCGGGAGUUCUGCCCGCCGGGGUCGGGCGCCUGUGGCCCCUGCCUGUCCCCCUUCCAGGAGGACGACCGUGGGCAAUGCGUCCAGAAGCAGCUCUCACCCAGUGGGCGGACGUCCGUUCCCAGCUUGGAGGAAGAAAUCGAUUUUCUGGCGGACGUGCUGGCCAGGCAAGAGGCUCCUCGCCCCCACCCGCUGCGGGAUGGCAAGCCCAGGACCAGCUCGGUCCCUGCCGGCGGCAGACAACACGUGGCCAGUGGGCUGAGAGAGGGGCUUCUGCAGCGGGGUUCUGCCAGCAGCAAGGCAGCCCCCACCCCCUCCACCUCCACCACUGCCGCGGUCCAGAAGUACCCAGUGGAGGCGUCCCCCAUCCCUUCAAAUGACGACAUGGUGCUCGGGCUGAUCGUGGUGUGCACAGCUCCGCGGGAUGAAGGUGGCUGUGCCUGGGGGUGCCACCCGUCGUGGGUGCCAUCGCAGGGAACAGGGAUGCUGCAGAAGGAGGUCAGGCUGGCGCAGAAAGCAGACUACUCAGCACAGCGAGUGGCCAGCCCCCUGCCCUAUGACAAGAUCUCGCCCGGGGACAAGACGCUGGCUCAGAGUGCCCAGAUGUACCACUACCAGCACCAAAAGCAGCAGAUGCUCUCCAUGGAGAAGCAUAAAGAGGAGCCCAAGCUGCCGGACUCAGCGUCGUCUGACGAGGAGAAUGAGGAUGGAGACUUCACUGUGUACGAGUGUCCUGGGCUGGCUCCGGUCCCACUGGGCCAGUGGGCAGGAGCGGGUGCCCUGGUAUGGGUGCCCCAGCACGGGGCCAUUCCCUGGGGAGUGCUGCCCCGUGGCCCCGAGAGUGGAGAGCUGGAGCAGCCCUUGGCAGACCCAACCCGCCGUCCCUGCAGUGCCAGGGACGUGGCCACCUCGGGCUCUUGGGCACUGGGACCGGGAAGCUCGUCCUGGUGCCUCCCCAGCACCUGGACCGGGGACCUGUGA